This is a messenger RNA of Porites lobata, 402 nucleotides long. NCBI's taxonomy places the organism in Eukaryota, Metazoa, Cnidaria, Anthozoa, Scleractinia, Poritidae. The record is from the annotation of a GenBank genome assembly.
AUGGAUCUCACAACGCUAUUUUACAAUCUGCGCGAAGAAGUGUCUUGUUCGGUGUGUUCGGACAUAUUUACAGAUCCUAAACAUCUCUCCUGUCUGCACAGUUUCUGCUCAAAGUGUCUUCACCAAUGGUACGAAACGUGCGGGGGCGGCGAAGCCAUAAAAUGCCCAAAAUGCCAAACCUUCAGCCGAGUUCCUGCAAGCGGUGAUCUAAAAGAUCUUCCAACCAGUUUUUAUUUGAAUGGCUUAAUCGAUGUUCUUGCUAUAAAAGAAUGCCAGAAGACUCAGGUGAAAUGUGGGAACUGCGACAAGAAGAGAUCGGAAGUUUCGUACUGUUUCCAGUGUUGUAUAUUUUACUGUGAUCAAUGUGUUGCCGCCCACAAUAUUUUGCGAAGAAACAGAUAA